GGCACAUUAAUAAUGGAGGGAAAAAAUAGGCCAAAUCAAAUAGGGAAGAGGGUUAUGAAGAAAAAUAAAUAAAUAAAUAAUGAAGAGGCUUUUGCUAAACACAAUAUAUGGGCAAACUUUGAGGGGCUUGAUUGUGAUUUAACAUAUCCCAAGAGCGUAAAUAAAACUAAAAAAGUCAAAAUAAGAACGGAGCUGUUUCUCGUCAGACCGGAAAGAACUUCAAAACCACAACCACCCAUGGAGCCGGAAGACGCCGGAACCCCCGCGAAACCUCCUCCAACGACGUCGCUUUUUCCCGUUCUCCUUCAACCUUCGUCCAGCACUAACGACACUGCUGCCGGAGCAUGGCUACAGAAUUCGAGCUUUAAGUUCGACGCUGGCGCCUUAAACAACGCCGUUCCUACUUCGUACCAACGAAUUCAGCUCGAAGAAUCAUCUUCCGGUGAAGAUGAACGGGCAGAGAAAGACAAACGGAAAGUCUCUGGUCCGCAGUACGAACUGGUGAACUCUUCCGCUUCGGAUCGAGGCUCUCACAGUGAUGAUGAAGAAACGACUGGGAGGAGGAGACAUAGAGACAAGAAGAAAAGGAAGAGGAGGAAGAAGGAAUCAUCCAGUACGACGCCCUCAUUUCCUGACUAUGCAAUUGGCUCUAGGAAGCCUGAUGUUCGAACCUGGGCGUCUUCAACUAGCUCUGCUAGUACCAAAGAAUACUAUUUUGAUUCCCGCGGUGACCGCAACAAUCUGGAAUUUGGAAGCCUUUAUAGGAUGGAUGUUGCUCGGUACAAGGUUCACAAUUCCAAGAAAACAUCUGCUUUUAGCUUUUAUAGAUUUGGCCGGAACAUUUCUGUCUUUGAUGGUGAUGAUGACCUUGAGGGACUGGAUUCUAAACUUAGAUUGGGGGGACGGUAUUGGUCUGCCCAGUAUGCUGCUUUAGAGCGGCAUAGAAACUUAAAGCGAUUCCGCGUUCUUCCCCUUGAGAAGAAUGUAUCAAGUACCUAUGAUGAUUUCAUCUCUUUCCUGGAUGAUGGAGAUUUGGAGAGCAAGUCUCAACUGGUGACUAAUUUGGUUGAGGAGUCAUGGGAAGAUGAGGUACUUCGCCGAACCAAAGAAUAUAACAAGUUGACUAGAGAAAAACCACACGAUGAGAAAGUCUGGAUAGCCUUUGCUGAUUUCCAAGACAAAGUUGCCAGUAUGCAGCCACAAAAGGGGGCUCGUUUGCAAACACUUGAGAAGAAGAUCAGUAUAUUGGAGAAAGCAACUGAACUAAAUCCAGAUAAUGAAGAUUUGUUACUUUCUCUCUUGAAGGCUUAUCACAGCCGAGAUAGCACAGAUGUUCUGAUUGGUAGAUGGGAGAAGAUACUUGUCCAGAAUUCUGGAAGUUACAGGUUGUGGAGGGAAUUUCUGCGAGUUGUUCAGGGUGAAUUUUCUAGAUUUAAGAUAUCCGAGAUGAGAAAAUUUUAUGCUAAUGCUGUCCAGGCGUUGUCUGGUGCUUGCAGCAAGAUGUAUAGGCAGGUUCAGCAAAAUGUUUCUAAUGGGCGUACUGUUGAUCGAUACCUUAUUGAUCUAGAGCUUGGUUUAGUUGAUAUAUUUUUGAGCCUUUGCCGAUUUGAAUGGCAGGCUGGCUUCCGUGAGUUGGCAACUGCUUUGUUCCAGGCUGAGAUUGAGUAUACUUUGUUUUGUCCUUCUUUACUUCUAAGUGAACAAAGUAAGCGAAGGCUUUUUGAACACUUCUGGAACAGCAAUGGUGCAAGAAUUGGAGAAGAUGGUGCUCUUGGCUGGGCCACAUGGCUUGCAAAAGAGGAAGAACAAAGGGAGAAGGUUAGAAGUGAAGAAUCAUCUCAUGAAUCUGAGGAAGGUGGUUGGACUGGUUGGUCAGAAAUACCAUCAAAAACUGAGGAAGAAAGAGACACACUGGAGAAUAAUGCAUCCAAUGAUAUGGCUGUUGAGGAUUCUGAUGAUAUUUUGCCAACAAAUGAUGAUACUGAGACUCUGUUGAAAAAACUAGGCAUUGACACUACAGCAGAUGCUAAUAUUGACAUAAAGGAUGUUAAAACGUGGUCUAAGUGGUCAAAAGAAGAAUUAGCUAGGGACUGUGAUCAGUGGAUGCCUGUUCGUGCUGAGAUUGAUGCAGCAAAGAUGGCGCAUGAUGCUGACGCUGACGGUGAUGAGCAACUUCUUAGAGUUAUAGUGUAUGAAGAUGUGGCUGAUUUUGUGUUCUCGUUAAUUUCUGAGGAAGCACAAUUAUCUCUUGUCUCACAGUUUAUUGAAUUCUUUGGUGGAAGAAUACCUCAAUGGGAUUGCACGAAUAGUAUGAGUUGGUAUGAGGGUGUACGGAGUUUAGAGGCAUUUCCACACAAUAUACUCGAGAAACUGAGAAAAAUGCAUGAUGUACUAUCUCAGAAGGGAAGCUACCCAAUUGGAAUACCUGCAGAAUGUCUUCAAAGCAGUUCGGAUGAGAGCGCCACUAGGACAAAUAUGAUGAAGUUUGUUCGGAAUGCUGCCUUGCUCUGUUUGACAGCUUUUCCCCAAAACUAUGUAUUGGAAGAAGCUGUUCUCAUCGCCGAAGAGCUUUCAAACACACAAAUGAAUUCAUCCCUGACGUCUGUUACUCCAUGUAGAGCCUUGGCAAAAAGUCUCUUAAAAAGGAAUCGGCAGGAUAUAUUGCUUUGUGGUGUUUACGCACGACGGGAGGCCGCUUAUGGAAACAUUGAUCAUGCUAGAAAGAUCUUCGACAUGGCAUUAUCAUCGAUUGGGGAGCUUCCACUGGAUGUUCAGUCCAAUGCUUCUCUUCUGCAUCUCUGGUAUGCUGAGAUGGAGGUUGCAAAUAAAACAGUUGAAAAUUCAGAAUCAUCUUCACGGGCUGUGCACAUUCUCUCUUGUUUGGGUUGUGGGAUUAAGUAUAGUCCUUAUAGAGGUCUACCGUCCAGUUUGCAGCAGCUCAGAGCACGACAGGGGUUUAAAGAACGAAUAAAAAUUUUGGGUUCAGAGUGGGCACAUGGUAGAAUAAAUGAUUUUUCUAAUGCUCUCAUUUGCUCUGCUGCUCUAUUUGAAGAGUUGACGACUGGUCCAGCCGCUGCUAUUGAAAUUUUGGACAUGGCAUUCUCUAUGGUGCUUCCAGAAAGGAGGCGUCGUAGUCAUCAACUUGAAAUUUUAUUCAAUUGCUACGUAAAGAUACUUUGUCAAUAUCAUCACGUUAUAAAGAUUGGGAAUACGUGGGAGGCAAUUGUCAAAGGACUGCAGAUGUAUCCUCUUAGUCCUUACUUGUACACUGUCUUGGUUGAAUUCACUAAUCUUCAUAUGUCACCAAAUAGGAUGCGAUGGAUUCUUGAUGAAUAUUGCGGCAAGACUCCAUCCGUGGUUGCAUGCUUCUUCUCAUUAGCAUAUGAGAUGAGCAAAGGAAGUUCACAGCAUAGAAUACGUGCUGUAUUUGAAAGGGCAUUGGAAAGUGACAAGUUCCACGACUCGGUGGUACUAUGGCGUUGGUACAUUGCCUAUGAAAUCAAUGUAACAGGCGACUUGUUUGCAGCAAGAAAAGUGUUUUUUAGAGCAAUUCACGCUUGUCCAUGGUCAAAAAUAUUGUGGCUUGAUGGUUUUAUCAGCCUUAGUUCCGUGCUAACCGCGAAAGAGCUGUCAGAUCUCCAAGAAGUCAUGAGAGAUAAAGAACUCAACCUGCGGACAGACAUAUAUGAAAUCCUUUUGCAAGAUGAGAUGGAGAUGUGAUUUCCUCUAAUUGAGAAGUAGCAAUCGUGUAAUCUGUUGCUGAGUGCGAUGUAAUUUCGACCCCGUACAAUGCUUCUUUCAGAAAUUCUAUUUUAUUAUUUGUAAAUGAUAUUUCAAUCUCCACUUGCUUCGUUCCCUUUCUGCAAUUUUGCUAUUUGUGCGACUGUAAUCCCUGAUUCCUUGAGCAAAAACUUUGCUUGCGACUGUAAGUGGACUACCAAUUAGCAGUAAUAAAAAAAUAUCAAUAAUCAAUUCAAUAAUUCAUCCCAUAGGCAGAACAAAUUAUGGACGUAAUUCUAAAAUAAUAGUUUUAUUUGUUGUACUGAAAUAAUACAAUGAAUCUAAAACUAC
Messenger RNA from Oldenlandia corymbosa var. corymbosa, 4071 nucleotides. The record is from the annotation of a GenBank genome assembly. NCBI's taxonomy places the organism in Eukaryota, Viridiplantae, Streptophyta, Magnoliopsida, Gentianales, Rubiaceae.